Arachis duranensis is the source of this 477-nucleotide messenger RNA. RefSeq lists its product as uncharacterized. The transcript has a single exon. The record is from RefSeq and is a predicted model, not a curated record. Lineage: Eukaryota; Viridiplantae; Streptophyta; Magnoliopsida; Fabales; Fabaceae. The coding region runs from base 1 to 477 and encodes 158 amino acids.
AUGACCCUUACUGAUUUCCUCAAGAGUGGUCCACCCCGGUUUAACGAAAAUGCCAAUGCGUUAGAGGCUAAUCAGUGGUUUCGAUAUGUGGAGAGAUUUUUAUACACUCAACACAUACUGGAAGUACAGUUAGUGGAAAUAGUGACUUACAUGUUGGAGGAAGAUGCUCAGGAAUGGUGGCAGGAGUUAUAUCACACCCUACAGAUGGAGUUAACAGAUAUCCCUUGGAGUAAAUUCAAGAAAAAAUUUUACGGAAAAUAUUUCUUACAUGGGAUUCGCAUUGCAAAAGAAUUGGAGUUAAUGCAACUGAAGCAAGAAAAUAUGUCUGUUGCUGACUAUACCCGUGAAUUUGACAACUUGUGUCAUCUCUCAAGAGUUUGUCAAGGAAACCCAGCCGACUAUGAGGCGUGGAAGUGUGUUCAGUAUGAGAAAGGGCUUAGAAGAGACAUCUUCAACUGCGUGUGCUCGAAAGGUUAA